AUGCAGGGACGCAAGGCGUAUCAGUCCAUCACAGUGGAGGCAUGUGCCGCCCUCAUGGGCGAUGAGAUCAACCAGCGUCGGCCGAAUCCUCCUCGACCGCGAGGACCUGCAGGCGUGGUGAACGAGGAGGGUUGGGUCGUAGGGGGGUCGCCAUCUCCGCCGUCGUUACCCGCCCAAGGAUAUUGGCCGACCAACUCGCCUCAGUAUGGGCAAGCCGACGUCGAAAACCCGAGUCAGGGAUACUUUGGACCUGAAGGAGACGCACCGGACGCAGUUGCAGAUGACCCCGCGGGUUGGCCCAGUGUCGUCGGUCAUCCCAGCGUGGGGCCCGGUUCGUCACGCGAUACCCAGUACACGCGCGACUUCGUCUUGUUUGAUGAAGAAUCGACGGCAUCCGCUGAUGACGACGUCUUCCCAUUCGACGCCCCCUCGGGCCAGGAGUCGUCAACGGUCGAUGCACUAGGCCAGCCGUUGGUGCGGGGCAAUCCGCAUCGUAACGCUCAAGUUCGGCAGGGACGUGGACGCCGCAGGCCAGGUCAAGCCGCCAAUCCUCGCAUCGCAGAAAUUGGCGCCUGGGACGAAAGCAGACUUGACAACGAGACCAUGAGAGUCCCCGCGGUGGACUUUGAUCGCGAACUUGACCGAUCGCUGUCGUCGAGGAACCCAUUCCCGACUCAUGGUGGGACUGACAACAGCCGGGCGCCACUCUUCACGGAUGCCACGUUCUGCGCUUGCUGCGAGUGCGUCACACUCAAUCUCCACGACCCUCUCGCCACAAACGGACAAGGCUGGGGAUUCGAAAGCGAUGGUAAACCGGCGGACGCGCAGUGGGCAGAAGGUAGCCCAUUCGACGGUGCGGGUUAGCGCUAUGGCUCAACGAGGGUUCCGCAGCUUGAUGCCCAAGGCCACCCGAGAUGCCUCAUGACUUGUUUCGUAUGAUAUUGGGCGGCGUUGCUGAUUUUGGCGUUGGUGUUGGCAUUGGACAUCAGGGGCCGGUUUUAUUCGCGGCGUUGGUGCGGUUUUGAGCAUUGCGUUGAUAAUACGGUGUACGUGGUGGAUGGAGAAUCAGGUUGAGAUUGCUGUGCGAGGGCGACUUGUGAUGGCCGACGUGGGAUGAGGUUGGCGAGGCGAAGUGCAGAGUGGGGUAGAUGUCCGGUGUGGAUGGCUUUUACUGUUGCGGCCUCAGGCACAGCUGCGGCGUCCUCUGGGGACAGAUCAAGACUUCCAGGACCAGGUCACCAACACGUGUUCAUCGCAACGAUGAACCUGCAUUAAACACAGUGUGGAAACACAGUACUGCAUCCAAUUCUUGCGACGCAUUUUGACUGCCACAGUGCAAGGUACAAUGCUCCAUUCCAAUCGGUUGAAUUCUUGGACCGUCUUGGGAUUGCCGAGCGGGAAACCAAUCCGCACGCUUCGGCCAGGCGCCAGGCCCCCGUCUGUCAGUUCCGUCGUCGCUAUCGUUUUAUGUACAAUCUAGCAGGCUAAACGAAAUGAAAGAAUCGCUCAGCAC
Molecule: messenger RNA, 1513 nt
Organism: Purpureocillium takamizusanense
Lineage: Eukaryota; Fungi; Ascomycota; Sordariomycetes; Hypocreales; Ophiocordycipitaceae
Exons: 2
Coding region: 1-864 (287 amino acids)
Source: RefSeq, a predicted model, not a curated record